This is a messenger RNA of Hordeum vulgare subsp. vulgare (domesticated barley), 1177 nucleotides long. RefSeq names its product protein SOB FIVE-LIKE 4-like. The record is from RefSeq and is a predicted model, not a curated record. The transcript has a single exon. The coding region runs from base 405 to 887 and encodes 160 amino acids. NCBI's taxonomy places the organism in Eukaryota, Viridiplantae, Streptophyta, Magnoliopsida, Poales, Poaceae.
UGCAGCCGCUCUCCUCCCUCCACAAACACAAGAACAGAGCCCUCUCCUAUGAAGAGAGGAGGGCAUGGCUGGGUGUCAGAGACUUCUUCAAUGUCCUCCUCUUCCUCCUCAUGUAGGUAGGUAUUCAAAGAGCUAGCACAAAGAAGAUAGCCAACAAUGGCUUCUUCGGUGUUGCAUUGAUGAGUGAGUGCUCCGGAGAAAGCAUAAAUAGAGAGGAAGGCUAGCUCGCUAUCCAGUCCAGUGUUCUUCUCCAAGUAGUUAUUCAUUCUUUCUCUGCAUCCCUGCUUCUACUUCUGCUGCAUCUGUUCCCUUGGCUAUCUUUAGCCAUUCUUGUUUCACUUUCUUGUUUCUCCAUUCCAUUUCAUUCUCAUUCACUAGAUCUUCUCGUUGCGCGCCUGCCUGCCAUGGAAUCCUCCCACAUCACUGGGGAUGACGGCGAGGGCUGCAACAGCAGUGAGUCUGGGUGGACAAUGUACCUGGCCUCCCCCAUGCAAAGCGACGAUGGUGGUAGCCGCAAGGGAAGCGGCAGCGAUGGAAGCAAUGUCGACGAUGGCUACGGCUACACUUACCUCGUCCGUGGCAGGAAAGGGGGCAAGGAAUACCAGGACGAUGGCGAUGACAAUGACUCCCUUGCCUCCGAUGCUUCGACUGGGUCAGCCAAGGUCAAGGUGCAGCCCUCGUCGCCUGACGCGGGCCAACGACAGAAUGGUGACAACGACGGCGGCGGCGGCGAGAAGCCAAAGGAGGAGGACGAGGAAGAAGAAGACAGGCAUACCAGGUUCUCGACGAGCUCCCGCAAGAAAGCCGGCAACAAGGCGGAGAAAGGGGGCGAGGGGAAGUCGUCCAAGAAGAAGGGGAGCUCCUCAAAGACAAGCUUCUUUUGGUAAACCAAAUGCUUUAGAAUCAUUGUUCUGUACUAGUAGCAAAUAGCAAUUUGUAUGUGCCUUAUGCAUCAUCGGUCGAUCUUAAAGAUGGGAAUGUAUCCAUCCCUCAUUGUUAGGAGCAUUGGAGAAGAGGGAGGAAGGCUUUUUUUGGGUCCUCAGUUUUGCCUUCCAUGGUGUUCUCCCAUGGUUGACCACCACCCCCCAAUUACUAGUAGGGUUAACUGUUGCUGCCAUGUAAAUCUACUGCAACCUUCGGUUAUUAUUAUUAUAUUUAUUCAAUGCCUUCCUGCUUA